CCAGAAGCUAUGCAUGGGGAAACACAUUAAAAUAGAAAGAAAUGUGUUUGUUCUUGAGACCUGCCUCUCCGCGACCCUGAUUCUGCAGCAGGGACAAGCCGCCCUAAAUAAAGCCAGGCAUGUGAAGAGGGAUCUCAAGAGCCAGCCUGUCAAGAGAGAUCUGUUUGGCCCGGUUCCUUGGAUCACACCACAGCCUUCAGUUUGUACAUGCCUUUUGGUAUGCCUGGCCCCACAAUUCUGGGUCAUUUGGGGGCCAACAGAGCUGCACAUCCCUGGCAUGUAGAGAAUGAGCUCCCCAUCUCCUGGAGCAUUCAAACAGUGCAGACAGUCACCUCGAAGGGGAUUCCUGCUUUGUGUAGAAGUGUGGAAUUCUGAGGUCACUAUUCUAGGAAUCCAGUGGCUUCUUCAUUGUUGGAUAAGGAAUCAAUUGAUUGGGAAUCCAAUAUGGGCUCCUCCUUUUCCUUGAAUGUGACUUGAUCACAAGUACAUUCCUAACCGCCCCCCCCCCCAGCUCAGUUGCUCCAUUCGGGGUGAUAAUACACAAUCUGCCUACCUGCCCCUGUUGUGAGGACUCCUAAAAUGCUAAUGAGCAGCAAACUAAAAACCUAUAAUUCUAUUGCCAUCCUAGAAGGAGUGGUGCUACCGCCAUGACAUGAGCAGUCCUCCCCGCUGGUCAGACGGCAGGACCAGUGGAAUCCAGAGGAAGAGGAGCAUACUGUGAAGGGAGCAUGUUUCCCCACGAGUCAUGAUUCCUUAGGUUUGUCGCCUGUAGGUCUUGUGUUCUUUGGAGUGACCUUGAGCAGCAUCUCUGGAACCUCAUGAACAUCGACUUUAAAAAAAAAAAAAAUUGUCCAGCCAGGGCGUCAUUCCCUAGCAGGGUUUCCUUCCACUUCUACACAUACCAAAAAAGAAAAGUCAACCACGAGGCUUGCUGAAUUAAUGAACCACUUCUCUUAUCUAUUUUUCCUGUUAUCUAAUUCUGAGAGGAAAGCUGGGAGCUCCAGGGAGCUGGGAGACACGGCUCACAACGUCUCCCUCCCACCCGGCGGAGGACAGCCUGGAAUCUCUGGGCUGGGGCCAGGCUGUCCCUGAAAGCUUGCUCCACCAGGCCUUGAGGCUGCAGGAACACCGCUCCCACUGUGGGACCCUGGCUGCAGCAAGGCGAAGGAGUCCUCUAGGCCUUCGGAACUGGAGGCUUCCGACUGGCGCUGCGGGUGUUCUGGAGGCAGUGCACAGCGACCCGCGCAGGACCAAGACCUCUGGACGUGGCAAGUGGGUUACCCGAAGGCGGGUGCCCCCACACCAGCGCCCAGGCACCACCUUGCGUUUUGUGCCGCCCUGAGCGCUCCAGACCUCCAGGCCCUGGGCGGAGAGGCCCCUCCUGCACCACCUUCCGGAACCACCAAAACUGCAAUUUCGAUUUUCCUGAGUAAACAGGAGCCCAGAGCCUUUGCUCGAUGCUGGAUUUAAUAUGCAGACCUCUUUGAGGGCCUUGGUCUUUUUCCCUUUGGUUUUUAAUCAUUUUUGUGACAGUCCCUCACACGUGCAUUACUAGUCUCGUGGUCUUCUCUCCCCGCGCGGCUCUUUGACCAGCGAGGAGGGCGACGCGAAGAGCUCCCGGGGGCGAUGUACCAGAGCCUGGCCAUGGCCGCCAACCACGGGCCGCCGCCGGGGGCCUACGAGGCGGGCGGCCCCGGCGCCUUCAUGCACGGCGCGGGCGCUGCGUCCUCGCCGGUCUACGUGCCCACGCCACGGGUGCCUUCCUCGGUGCUGGGCCUGUCCUACCUCCAGGGUGGUGGCGGGGGUGCUGCCACCGGAGCCGCCUCGGGCGGCAGCUCGGGCGCGGCCCCGUCGGGUGCCGCUCCUGGGACACAGCAGGGCAGCCCAGGCUGGAGCCAGGCGGGAGCCGAGGGAGCCGCCUACACCCCGCCACCGGUGUCCCCGCGCUUCUCCUUCCCGGGGACCACAGGGUCCCUGGCGGCCGCCGCCGCCGCCGCCGCCGCCCGGGAAGCCGCGGCCUACGGCAGUGGCGGCGGGGCGGCGGGCGCGGGCCUGGCCGGCCGCGAGCAGUACGGGCGCGCGGGCUUCGCGGGCUCCUACUCCAGCCCCUACCCGGCCUACAUGGCCGACGUGGGCGCGUCCUGGGCCGCGGCCGCCGCCGCCUCCGCCGGCCCCUUCGACAGUCCGGUCCUGCACAGCCUGCCCGGGCGGGCCAACCCCGCCGCCCGACACCCCAAUCUCGUAGACAUGUUUGAUGACUUCUCAGAAGGCAGAGAGUGUGUCAACUGUGGGGCCAUGUCCACCCCACUCUGGAGGCGGGACGGGACCGGGCACUACCUGUGUAACGCCUGUGGCCUCUACCACAAGAUGAACGGCAUCAACCGGCCCCUCAUUAAGCCUCAGCGCCGGCUGUCCGCCUCCCGCCGAGUGGGCCUCUCCUGUGCCAACUGCCAGACCACGACCACCACGUUGUGGCGCCGCAAUGCUGAGGGUGAGCCGGUGUGCAACGCCUGUGGUCUCUACAUGAAGCUCCACGGGGUCCCCAGGCCUCUCGCGAUGCGGAAAGAGGGGAUUCAAACCAGAAAACGGAAGCCCAAGAACCUGAAUAAAUCCAAGACAGCAGCAGGUCCUUCCGGCAGUGAGAGCCUUCCUCCCACCAGCAGUGCUUCCAGCAGCACCAGCAGCACCACCACCACCAGCAGCGAGGAGAUGCGCCCCAUCAAGACAGAGCCCGGCUUGUCAUCUCACUAUGGGCACAGCAGCUCCAUGUCCCAGACGUUCUCCGUCAGUGCCGUGUCUGGCCACGGGCCCUCCAUCCACCCGGUCCUCUCUGCCCUGAAGCUCUCCCCACAAGGCUACGCAUCUCCUGUCAGCCAGUCACCACAGGCCAGCUCCAAGCAGGACUCUUGGAACAGUCUGGUCUUGGCUGACAGUCACGGGGACAUAAUCACUGCCUAAUCUCUCCUCCUUCCCUCCUCAAAUUCCUGCACGGACCUGGGACCUGGGGGCCGCCCUCUGCCUGGGAAGGACUCCAGAGCAACUGGGAAGAAACUUGAAGUCGACAAUUGGUUCUGAGAAGUGGGAGUUGGAUUUUCUCAGGUGCCUUUUCCAGGUGGGGUCUGGAAGGAGCCCACUCUCUGCGCUCUGACACAGACCAGCCCACCCUUCACGGCAGGCACAAUAAGUCUCCUCCAUGGAGUUGGCGACUUCUUUCUCAUUCCCUGUCCCACCUGGCCCCGCCCCUGACAGAGACAAGAUGUCCAUCUCCCCUGCUUCCCACUGCUGUGGCCCAAGGUGGUGGCUUUACCAUUGUGUUCCCAGCACUGGGGCUCUACGGGCAGCUGAUGGGGCAGGGCUCUGGGACCCCCGCUGUAGCCUGAACAGGGCAUCUGCUUGAUGUGUAUUGAAUGUGACAGGCCCCUUCGGGCAGCCUCAGCCCUUGCCCAACACUCCCCUUGAGGCACUGCACAUCCCUGCAUCCCCACGGCUGAUCCGAGUCCAGUAGCACUGGGUGCUGUGCAGAGGUGACUGAACGCAUCCCGGGAAAUGGAAGAGAGACCUGCGCCCCUGCACCGCGUGGCGUCAUCAGAUAGCCGUUGGGCAGUGCCGCCGUCCCCCGUCCAUUCCCUGCUGAGGGCUCUGCUCCUUCUCUUCUCCCACCAGGGCCUGUGGCAUAGAAAUCCCUUCUGUCCUGAGCGAUCCGGCUCUGUCUUCAGCCCAAUCAUGCCUCUUCUUUGUCAAAACGAGAGCUCAGUAGUGUAGCCGAAGGGCAGACCCCAGCAUCCUCCGUUCACCGCAUCCACGCAGAGGGGUACUGAGAAGGGACAGAGGUCCUGCUGCUAAACUAACUGGCGAACACUCAUCCUCGAGGUCCUCCAGGGAGUGCACCUGGGGGGCACGCCCUGCUCGGGACUCCAGCUUGCUUGCUCUCUGAGCCUGUGGACGGUGGCCUGGCCAAGUCACCAGCACCUGGACCUGCAUUCUUUCCCUGGCAAGAACCUUCUGUCUGGGAGAUGAGAAGCUAGAGAGUUUGCAAGAUCAACACAAACCAAACAACAAAACUGGCCGAAAGAAAGACGAUGGCUAUAAGAAGACACUGAGGGUGGGCCUUGAGGGGACAUGCAGCUCCCAGCUGUUCUGGAUUGGCCUCCUCCCUCCACGCUGGGCUCCCAAAGACUUCCUCCCUGUCCUCUGUAUCCGCAGAGCCGCCGCUGACUGUGGCCUCACUCCGUCCACCCCAGACUCCCAGCCCCACCCCAGCCCUCCUGGCUGUAGCAGAGUACCUUUGAACCAAGAUUCUGUUUUAAUCAUCAUUUAACACUUUUCCUCCCUGAAGGCUGCCCCUCCAUUCCCUCCUGACCCACCAACCUGAUAACAUUGUCUUAAGGUGGAAUGGCUGUAAAAUCAGUAUUUAACUAAUAAAUUUAUCUGUAUCCCUCUU
Molecule: messenger RNA, 4441 nt
Organism: Marmota monax (woodchuck)
Lineage: Eukaryota; Metazoa; Chordata; Mammalia; Rodentia; Sciuridae
Gene: Gata4
Product: GATA binding protein 4
Exons: 7
Coding region: 1627-2958 (443 amino acids)
Biological process (GO): cell fate commitment; negative regulation of transcription by RNA polymerase II; positive regulation of transcription by RNA polymerase II
Cellular component (GO): nucleus
Molecular function (GO): DNA-binding transcription factor activity, RNA polymerase II-specific; zinc ion binding; RNA polymerase II cis-regulatory region sequence-specific DNA binding
Source: RefSeq, a predicted model, not a curated record